Colletotrichum abscissum is the source of this 402-nucleotide messenger RNA. RefSeq lists its product as uncharacterized. Lineage: Eukaryota; Fungi; Ascomycota; Sordariomycetes; Glomerellales; Glomerellaceae. The coding region runs from base 1 to 402 and encodes 133 amino acids. The transcript has a single exon. The record is from RefSeq and is a predicted model, not a curated record.
AUGCCAGCCAUCAUCAGGAAAGAGCAUGUUAAACGAAACAGCGUGACGGAGUGCUAUAUUCGCAAUGCACCGACGAAGCGCAGCGGCAUGGAUUCGCCUGCAAUGAUGCUGCGUUUAAAGAUAAGCCUCAGCCCAAAAUUGUUCUUCUUUGCUACACUACGCAUAUCAAUCCAGAGGAAGCGUCAUACGCCCUUGCCUUUCUACCAAGCGCACGCCCUACCGCUUCAACCUCGGCUGCUUGCGGCUUGCGCCCUUGUCUUCGUCGUCGUCGUCAUCCCGUCGCCGUUUCUUGCGAUGAUCGGAGGUGCCGAAGCACUGCUCGAGCUUUUGGCUCCGCACCAGCUGCUGCACGGUAAACGGCGAGCCACUGAUGUCGUGUCCCUCGUCGGCGGUUUCCCAUAG